Molecule: messenger RNA, 1497 nt
Organism: Cajanus cajan (pigeon pea)
Lineage: Eukaryota; Viridiplantae; Streptophyta; Magnoliopsida; Fabales; Fabaceae
Product: two-component response regulator ORR21
Biological process (GO): cytokinin-activated signaling pathway; phosphorelay signal transduction system
Molecular function (GO): DNA binding
Source: RefSeq, a predicted model, not a curated record
AUGGCCGAAAUUCCCAAUGAGGCUUCUCAAUUCUCAGCUGGUCUUAGGAUCCUUGCAAUUGAUCAUGACCCCACGGUUCUUGAAUUCAUUAAGCAAAUCUGCGGUGGACUCCAAUAUCAAGUUGUCACAUGCACUGAAUCUCCUUCUGCUUUGAAUCUUGCGAGGGAAAGAAGAGGCUACAUUGAUGUGAUACUAAUGGAGCUUCACAUGCCAAACAUGGAUGGCCAUGAAUUCCUUCAGCAUGUCAAGAAGGAAAUUCCUGUUAUUGUGAUGUCUGCUGAUGAUGCUAAGAGUUCCAUAAUGAAGGCCGUUGCAAAUGGGGCUUGUGAUUAUUGGAUUAAGCCUUUUCAUAAGAACCAGUUCAAGAACAUGUGGACACAUGUAGCUAGGAAAGCCAUGAUUGAAAACAAGAAUUUUGGUAGAUUGGAUGGUGCUCAUUGCAGAAAACGGGAGAAAAAUUAUUCUGAAUUUGGUUCUUCUACUGUUAUUGAUGCAACAGGAGGAGUGGUUUGCAGUUCAAGAGAACCUGAUGAGGUUCAUGAAUCGAAUGAUUCUUAUCAACCCCCAGCGAAAAAGCCACGUGUAAUAUGGACAGAAAAUCUGCAUAGUAAAUUUCUCAAGGCAGUGAAGCAAAUUGGGGAUGAUAAGGCUGUGCCAAAGAAAAUUCUUGAAGUGAUGAAUAUCCCUCAUUUGACAAGAGAUAAUGUUGCUAGUCAUUUGCAGAAAUAUAGGCAACUUACGAAGGCAACAUCUAAUGAAGCAACACAGCAACAGAAUGAGAUGCCAUUGCCAAACAUCAUCAAAGAGACUACAGAAUCCAGGGUAGCUGCACCUGUAAGAGUGGACUUCCAAUCCUUGACUGCUCCUAGCCAUGUUUCCAAUAAUACAUUGGCAACCCUUAAUCCUUCUCUUCCAAGUAAUUUGAUAUCAAAAGAGGAACAUUCUACCCCAAGUAUACAAUUGCUUAACCAUUCCCAUCCAGAACAAGGUGUGACACAUGGUCAUCCUUCUAACAUUGCCAUUGCCAAUAAUUUUCCUCAGCCAAUCAUUGAUCCAUCUAUAUAUGGAGUGCUGAUGGAUAUAUUGCAGCAGCAGCAGCAGCAAAGGCAGCAGACAAUAAUGAUGCAUCAUCAAAUUAGUCCUCAGACAUCUAGCAUGAUGAUUUCUGGAAAUCCAUCUUUUCUCACUCAGAAUAUUAAUUAUGGUUUAGUAUCACCUCAAACUAUUACUCCACUCGGUGCUGCUCAAGUACAUGAUGCAAACAACUUCGGUUUUACAAGUGGUGAUAUGAGAUUUUUUCCUUCACCAGCGUCAGAUGAACUAGUUCCCGAUGGUUCAAUAUCGGGUGACUUUACUUAUCAGGAGUAUACCAACAUCCCACCUAGCUCACUUGAAGAUACAUUAUUUGCAAGCGCUUCUAUUAACCCAAAUUUCUCCGAAGAUAUUGUUGAUGGCAACACAACAAAGGAGGAUGAGCCAAAUCAAGAGGCUUUAUAA